CCAUCUGCAGCCGUUGGGUUAAACCUUUUGGCUGAGCACGAUUGAUAUACGAUUUGAGUACUGCCAUAAUAUAGCGUUGGACAUACAAGAGCUACUGAUGCGAAAUACUGGGCCAUCGUAAAAUUUUCAACUAAAUCAAUGCGACCGCUCUAAACCUCUGCUCAUUUAUGUCUCAAGGAAUUUAAAAAGCCAUCUAUGGGCCGCUUAAAGUACAGUUUUAACUUGGUAGUUUCGAUGGCAAUUUAUGACAGGCGAUCGAUCAUGUCUGUUGUGCUUUUCAAAAAAUGACUUUCUAUUUAACUGCAUCGACGUACGACAAAAUUUGAAGUUCCUUUCUAGAGCAGGAAGCCAUGGCUUUUAGGACGUGUAAUUUAUCUGCGCGAGCCGUCUUUCUUUUCAAUAUUGUAACAGUUUUAGUUCUUGUGACUUAUUUUGUGGAUUUAGAAAAAAAGAUAGCCAAUGCUAAGUAUAAUUCAGAACAGGAUUCAAGCCUGCUUAAUAACCAAGUCAAUGGUGCAUUGCUGUCCAACAGUUUCUCGUCACAAAACCUAACUGUGUUCUACAAUCGUGUCCCCAAGACUGGGUCAACCUCUUUUGUUGGUUUGGCUUACGACUUGUGCUCAAAAAAUAAAUUCAAAGUACUUCAUGUAAAUGUCUCAAAAAAUGCACAUACAAUGUCGUUGUCUGAUCAGUUGCGGUUUGCAAGGAAUUUAAGCAACUGGGAUCUGAAGCAGCCAUCAUUUUACCACGGACACAUAGCAUAUUUAGAUUUCGCAAAAUUUGGAUCUUCAUCACCAUUGUUUAUUAACUUAAUAAGGCAGCCACUUGAUAGAAUGGUUUCCUACUAUUACUUUUUGAGGUAUGGAGAUGACUUUCGUCCACACGUCAUCAGAAAAAAGCAAGGGAACAAAACAUCAUUUGAUGAUUGUGUAAAAGAGGGACAAGCAGAGUGUGACCCAAAUAAUUUAUGGCUCCAAGUGCCUUUCUUCUGUGGUCAUCAUGCAGAUUGUUGGACACCAGGUAGCAGUUGGGCAUUCGAACAAGCAAAGAAUAACUUGGUUAAAAACUAUUUAUUGGUGGGCGUAACAGAAAAAAUGGAAGAAUUUGUCGCUGUUCUGGAAGCCACUAUUCCUAAUUUAUUUAAGGGAGCCCUAAAGCUUUAUCGCAAAGGCUCGAAAUCUCAUUUGCGGAAAACAAACAUGAAGAUUCCGCCAAAAGCUGAAACAGUAGCAUUUUUUAGAAACUCAACUGUAUGGCAGUUAGAAAAUGAUUUUUAUGAGUUUGCUCUCAGACAUUUUGAGUACGUUAAAUCUCGUACCCUUAAACCAGAUCUUUCGGCUAAAGGACAACAGUUUUUUUAUGAAAAAAUUCGUCCAAAAUAAAUCGUUUUAUCAAAAA
Molecule: messenger RNA, 1398 nt
Organism: Daphnia carinata
Lineage: Eukaryota; Metazoa; Arthropoda; Branchiopoda; Diplostraca; Daphniidae
Product: heparin sulfate O-sulfotransferase-like
Exons: 6
Coding region: 351-1382 (343 amino acids)
Cellular component (GO): membrane
Molecular function (GO): heparan sulfate 2-sulfotransferase activity
Source: RefSeq, a predicted model, not a curated record